This is a messenger RNA of Phycomyces blakesleeanus NRRL 1555(-), 1173 nucleotides long. RefSeq lists its product as hypothetical. Bases 1 to 1173 code for a protein of 390 amino acids. The record is from RefSeq and is a predicted model, not a curated record. Gene Ontology annotation, molecular function: protein binding. The transcript has a single exon. NCBI's taxonomy places the organism in Eukaryota, Fungi, Mucoromycota, Mucoromycetes, Mucorales, Phycomycetaceae.
AUGUUAUCCUGUAUCGCGUCUUCAAGGAAUCGUCUCCAAUCCGCCCUGGGAUUGUCUCGGCGUAUACACCCUCACAUCAAACAGACUAAAAAUACACCAACUGAUCUUCCCGGUCGUCUAUCUUCCCUUCCAGAGGAAAUACUUUUGUGUGUGUUCGAGCAGCUCAAUUCUAGUCAAGACAUCGCUUCUUUUGCCCAAACUUGCCGUCUAUUCUAUCUGGUGGCUUCCCAGCCACGCUCAUUAGCAUUAUGGCUAAUAACUCGGUUUGGUGCUCGGUUUGCAUUAUAUUACUCUAUCCUUGAAAUGCCUGCAUACUGCGACGAGCACUUUAUUCGAUGCUUAUUAAAUAAUGGCGCAAUAAUCCCACGCCAUCUGGUGCAGGCCCUUGUGAUGACCUACGGAAAGCCUUUGGUUACAUCCCUAUCUACACCCAGACCUCCAAAGCUUCCACGGGGUGUUGGUCUUUUACCUUUUCUUGAUUGCAUCUUCGCAGACUCAGUCCAAAAGAUACCCUUUUCUGGAUAUGCCACGCUCAUGCAGCUAUCUUUUAUAGCAUACCAAGAUAUCAAAUUAUGCACCAAGGCAGACGAUCUCACACUCUUUCUCAAACUGAUCUCUUGUAACUCUCCUAUUUCUAAAGGCAUCAACAAUCUGGUUCAAAAUUACGCGUUUAUACCCGCACCCAUAGUCCAAAAUCAAACUACUCUCAGUAAACACCCUUCUUUUCUCGAUCUACUUAAACUGGCGACCUCUUCUCCUUCCAUUUUCCACAAGAUCGGAUUUGUAUUUGAGUUUGACCCAUUGGCAAGAUGCCAGCUAUGGGAAGCAUGCCACCUUUUGAUCUUUGAUAUUGCAUUCAAGGCAAAUCUCGAUGACAGACACCUUUCUCACCUGAAUUCCCUUGCCAAGGUCUUUCACUCAAAGUCAGGGCAGCUGCUUAUCAAUGAAAUCAAAGAUGAAGAUCUCUUCCGGUUUACUUUUGUCAAGUUUUUUACAAAAUAUCCCUCAACCUACUGCACCCGUCAAACAAUGUUCAAUAUCCUCACUCUUUUCGUUCGUUAUGUUAAGCCAGGAUUUUCUAUUCCGGCUGUUUUCAAGGCUAUUGCAGAAACACCUUCUACUCGUACCGAUAUCCGUACUACACUCUUUGACUUUCUUAAAUCUUCUCCAUAA